AUGUUGAACUUGAAUGAUCUCAUUCAAGGAGAUCUUGAAGAUCCUGCCACUCAAAUUCAGGCAGGUGAUGACGAUCACUACGAUUCAUCCUCCGAAGAGCACAAUAGUCCGUCUUCCACCCAUAUGGAAAUCACCGAUCCCAACAACAUGUUUGCUGCUUUACCCUCUCAAGAUGUCGAUAUGACCAAUCAAUCUUCCUCCUCUUGUCCUAACACAAACAUCGAGCAAAUUUGCUCCGAUCUACAAAACAAAUUGAAGCUCAAUCCUGAGCAUCUGGCGAUUGCUCUUAUCGGAAGCAAAGCUCCUCCUGAAGCAAGACACGCAAGCUUGGUCUUUACGAAUGGUGCAUAUCACCAAAUCAAUUAUCAAGACAACAGUUCACAAAAGGCAGGCUUUGCAUAUGGGAACACUUUCAGAGACUUUGUGCGAGCUAGUGCUCGGAUGUUGUUACUCAAGCCGACCCUUGAGGCAUACUCUAACAAUCCACACCAAAACGGCGAAAUUCCCAAAACACUAUUCUACCUCACACUUGAUGCUGUUGAAAAACAGCCUGAUGCAUGGAAGACCGAUCACCUUCCAACCAGUGGACUUCGGGACGAUCCAGAUGUCCUUAACCGCUAUCGUGAGGUCAUCGGUGAACUUUUAAAAUAUCAACGCAGUAAUUUGCGUACACUGCUCCUAGCAGACAUCCUUGUGACCAAGAAGAAACCGGUGGUCGGUGUAAUUCCUAAUCGUGGGCAGUUGUUGGCUUUGAUUUACGAAGAGCUCCCGCCCAAAUCGUCAAAGCUCAACGAGUCGGAAAUUAAACAUCAAGUCCGGUCAAACUUUGCGAUGCGAGCUCGAAUGUGCUAUGCCCGUCUGGUCAUGGUGCAUUACUACAUUCACAGGUCUAAGAAAGAAUCGCAAUGGGUUGAAAUCGACGAGCGAUUGGGUAUUCUCCGAGGUUCAUCUUUUGAUUUCCAAAAGAAACAUGCAGAUCUUGUCUUGCAAAAAGAUGCGGCACUCUUCUCACACAAGAAGAAAUUCUGUGAACUUUCACACGCGGACCUCACCAUUCCUACCCUUGAAGAUGUUCGAAACGAGCUCGCUGCUACUUACUCUCCGGUUUUAAAUGAAUAG
Messenger RNA from Puccinia graminis f. sp. tritici CRL 75-36-700-3, 1119 nucleotides. RefSeq lists its product as uncharacterized. Lineage: Eukaryota; Fungi; Basidiomycota; Pucciniomycetes; Pucciniales; Pucciniaceae. Bases 1 to 1119 code for a protein of 372 amino acids. The transcript is spliced from 7 exons. The record is from RefSeq and is a predicted model, not a curated record.